Messenger RNA from Phragmites australis (common reed), 516 nucleotides. RefSeq lists its product as uncharacterized. The record is from RefSeq and is a predicted model, not a curated record. The transcript has a single exon. Lineage: Eukaryota; Viridiplantae; Streptophyta; Magnoliopsida; Poales; Poaceae. Bases 109 to 354 code for a protein of 81 amino acids.
CCACCAAGCUCCCUGCCCCUUCACAACCAUCUCAACCGAGUUCAUCUCAUCUCUACUCUGCUCCGCAUCAGCUCAAGAAGCUAGCUACAAGGUCAGACAGAUACUGCAAUGGCGUCGGCAGCGAAGGCGUCGUGGAUGGCGGCCAUGAGCGUGGGCGCGGUGGAGUCGCUCAAGGACCAGGUGGGCCUCUGCCGCUGGAACUACGCGCUACGCUCGGUGCACCGCGCCGCCAGGGCCAGCAUCGGCGGUGGCGCGGGGAGACUGACUCCGACGGCGGUGGAGAGGCGGAGGGCCAAGGAGGCCGAGGAGGGGCUCCGCACAGUGAUGUACCUCAGUUGCUGGGGCCCCAAUUGAGUCAGCUAAUCAUGCUAAUUAGUUGCUACUAGGAGAGCUUGUUUGUAUAAAUUGUAGGGAAUUAAGAGCCUUGGCUAAUCCUAGUGAUACCAGGAUCUUGGCUCUCUGUACAUGCUGUUGCUGAUGACGAUGAAAACUUUUUGCCUUUUUGUGACCUGAAAA